AAGCUUCUAAACAAGGAAUGCUUAUCAAUCAAAAUAUCUAAGACUCAAGUAGAAACAAUGCCGUCAAAAAGGCUGAAAUCUCCUCGCCAAUAUGAGCUUUCAUGAAUUCUCCCAUUUCAAUAACCCAGAAAUCCCGUCAUAAUGUCUCCAAUCCGAACCGCAAUCAUCGGGCUCUCAGCUUCGUCCGCCGUAAACUGGGCCCGCCACGCUCAUCUCCCUUACCUACUUAGUUCCGAGGGCCGGGCGAAGUUCCAAAUAGUCGCACUAUGCAACUCGAGCGUGGACGCCGCGAAGCGCGCUAUAGAUACGUUCAAGCUACCGCCUGAGACCCGUGCUUACGGCGACCCAGAAACCCUUGCCGCAGACCCGGAUGUUCAGCUCGUCGUGUGUGCGACGCGCGUGGAUAAGCACUACGAAACCAUUCUUCCGAGCGUGCACCAGGGGAAAGACGCAUAUGUGGAGUGGCCGUUAGCCCAGAAUGCCGAGCUCGCAAGUGAGCUCGCCGCGCUGGCGCGGGAGAAAGGGAGCAAAACCGUCGUGGGACUUCAGGGCUGGCAUGCGCCGGCAAUCAUCACGAUGCGAGAGCUAAUAAGGAGCGGUCGCAUUGGGAAAGUAUUAAGCAGUGAGGUUCGUGCCUCCGGAGGCUCAGUUGAUAGACUUGUUCUACCAACUAGCAUAGAGUACUUUACGGAUAGAAAAAUUGGCGGGAACUCUUUUACGAUUGGGUUUGGUCACUUAUUUGAUUUUGUUCAGGUUGUACUUGGAGACAUCCAAGUUCUACACUCCCAGUUACAAAUCCAGCGACCGGACGUGAAGAUGCGGGACCGAUCAACUGGGAAGAUAGUUAAAACAGUUCGAUCAGAUGUCCCAGACCUGAUUCAUGUGACCGGAUCGCUGCCAGGUUCAGAACAUACUACUUCAGGGGCGACCGUCCAUUUGAGGUUUCGCCGCGGGCAAGCGUUUAAGGGGGAAGAUCCACUUGUGUGGUCGGUGAAUGGUGAAAGAGGCGAGAUUCGUCUCAGCGCCUCCGAUGGACCGGGGAUCUCAGCAGGUGCGCACGCACAUCCCGUAACUAUCGAGGUUCACGACUUCGAUACGGAUGAAGUAGAGAAGGUGAAGUGGUCCUGGAACGGAAGGGAAGAGCUCAAUGUAUCCGCAAGAAUGGUUGGCGCCCAGUAUGAGGCAUUUGCUACCGGCGAUGAGACGAAGUACGCCACGUUCGAGCACGCCUCGAAACGCCAUAAGCAGCUGAAUGAAAUGCUAGCACAGUUUCAGACCGAAUGAGCCGCCAAUCUAUUUACAUCUAAGAACCAGUCUACUUUGAAGCAUAUACAAUUCUAGAUCAUUAUUUCCGUCUCCACUAGGAAAUUAACAGAAGUGCCGUAUUAGUGAAUCUGCGGGAUUAAAUAAGAUUCUGUAUAGUUGUUGCUUAACUGAAUGUUGGGGUCUAGGUGCCUUUCAUACCUAGGUAGAUUCAUAGGUCAAUGUUAGUCUGAUUCUCUUACAUGUUCCAUUAUAC
This is a messenger RNA of Daldinia caldariorum, 1519 nucleotides long. RefSeq names its product NAD(P)-binding protein. Lineage: Eukaryota; Fungi; Ascomycota; Sordariomycetes; Xylariales; Hypoxylaceae. Gene Ontology annotation, molecular function: nucleotide binding. The record is from RefSeq and is a predicted model, not a curated record. The coding region runs from base 142 to 1284 and encodes 380 amino acids. The transcript has 2 exons.